AUGGCUACCAAAUAUGAUACUCUUGAACCGGUCAAUGCCUUGAGUAUAUUGUCUACAAAAACUUUGUUAGAGUUCGAUGUAAACAAACCAAGAAAGACUACAGAGGAAUCUGCUCCUUUGCUUGGAAACCCUUCUAAACCACUUGUAGGCUUUACUUUGGACGACUUGCCUGAACUCACCACAUUCAGAGAAAAGUUUCCUGAUUCAGUAUUCAGGCCAGGUAUGAAGUUGCUUGAUUUUGCCUGUGGUACAGGGUUGGUCACUAUGAAGUUACCACCAUAUCUUGCUGAGAAAGGCAAGACAACUGAAAUCGUGGGAAUUGACAUAAAUCCCAAACUUUUGAGCAUAUUCAACGACAAGGCCGAAAAGCACAUAUCUGAAGAAGUUUCCAUAAAAUCAUAUAUCUACGAUAUCUUGGACCCAGAGCUUCAGCCUGAGCUUUCAGCAAAGUUUGGUGGAAAAUUCGAUGCUAUCAUCUGUACCAUUUCAUAUCAUCACAUCGAUAGCUACCGUGAGGUCACCAAGAAAUUGGCUGAAUUUUUGGCUCCAGGAGGUUGGCUCUUUAUUGUUGAUUUCUACAAUGAGGAUGUUGAAAAGGAUAUCCCAGCAGAAAAGGCGGGCAAUGCUGUCAGACACAUGGGAGGUUUAAAAGUAGAUGCUCUAAACGAAACCUUGGGCAGCUUCAGUGGCUUGACCAACGUGAGUGCAGCCAGAGAAUUCUGUGUCAAGUUGUGGCAACCAGAUAUCUUUAUUGAAAACCAUUCUCGCCAGGACAUCGUCGAUAAGAUGAAACUGGGUGACUUGGAAUCAAAGAAUGUCAAUGGUGAUAUUACGUACUUGGUGGAUAACAGUAUCAUUAUUGCUGUUGGACAAAAGAGCUAG
Scheffersomyces stipitis CBS 6054 is the source of this 882-nucleotide messenger RNA. It is a transcript of the gene UBI5, whose product is annotated as class I SAM-dependent methyltransferase. The coding region runs from base 1 to 882 and encodes 293 amino acids. NCBI's taxonomy places the organism in Eukaryota, Fungi, Ascomycota, Pichiomycetes, Serinales, Debaryomycetaceae. The record is from RefSeq and is a predicted model, not a curated record. The transcript has a single exon.